Fusarium pseudograminearum CS3096 is the source of this 630-nucleotide messenger RNA. RefSeq lists its product as uncharacterized. Bases 1 to 630 code for a protein of 209 amino acids. The transcript has 3 exons. Lineage: Eukaryota; Fungi; Ascomycota; Sordariomycetes; Hypocreales; Nectriaceae. The record is from RefSeq and is a predicted model, not a curated record.
AUGUCCAACUGGCUCCUACCUUCCGAGACUACCCUGUUUAAACGAAAACUAUUACGCAGAAUGAAAUGGAUCGGAAUGGUGAGGCCGGCUGCCGCCGUUCGUACAAUCUACUUGGACCACGAAGGAUUGCCCAGACAAGAAGGAAUGCCGAGGGAGAAGGAAGAUUUCCUGCCAAUCAACACCACAAUCGGAGAGCUGGAAGCUUGGGGAGUUAUCCUUGACGGACUCGACAAAUUCUUGACCGAACCGGGGAAUGCCAGAGAUAACCGGCGUCUCGCACAUCGUCUAUUCGGAAUCUUCUCCUGGAUCAUGUUGGCGAGAAGACAGUGCAAGAAGGAGCUUCACGUUCUGGCCGAGUUUUCAUCGGGGCCAGAGAUAACCGGGACUAUUUUAGACCAGAUGGACCUCGUUACAAUCCUAAAUCGAGUGGCGUUGGAGGAGCAUUUGAACGCAAGCACCACCCCUGAGAUUACUAUUGGCCCGGCCGCGAUGAGUUUUAUUCGCAACGUAUUGAAAAAGCAACAGAAUGAGCAUCUGUUGAGAAUGGUGGAUGACGUGAUCUGGGAGAUCGAGGUCGAGCUUUUGACGACUCCGAACUGCCCUGCUACCCAGUACACCCGGAUCGUCUAG